This is a messenger RNA of Vanessa atalanta (red admiral), 990 nucleotides long. It is a transcript of the gene mRpL10, whose product is annotated as 39S ribosomal protein L10, mitochondrial. NCBI's taxonomy places the organism in Eukaryota, Metazoa, Arthropoda, Insecta, Lepidoptera, Nymphalidae. The record is from RefSeq and is a predicted model, not a curated record. Gene Ontology annotation, cellular component: mitochondrial large ribosomal subunit. The transcript is spliced from 3 exons. Bases 140 to 904 code for a protein of 254 amino acids. Gene Ontology annotation, biological process: translation. Gene Ontology annotation, molecular function: structural constituent of ribosome.
GUCAAUUGUCAGUGUCAUUUCAUUUUUUAAGGUUAUAAAAAUACAAAUAUAAGUAAAAAAGAUUAGAACAAGUCUUCAAUUAAUAUACAUAUAAUUAUUAGUAAUUGAUAUUUUUUAGUAUACAUAAAACAUUUGAAGUAUGUCAUCUAUUAAAAAAGCUUUGUUGCAGAGUCCUGUGCCAUUUUUAGUCGCUAAACGAUUUCGUGGUAAAAUAAAUGUACAAAAACCUCGUAAGCCGCAUUUUGAAAAGCAACUUUUGCUUGAUAUAUCGAAACCUUUUUAUGGUCCACCCAAAAAUUCGUUACCUGAUAUUGAACUGUGUACAAAUAAGAGUCCAAGAUUUGCCAAAAGGGAAAUCGAUAAUCCGUUUGAAAGAAUUUUAGCUAAAGAAUGCUUGGAUUGGUUUAACACAUCUAAGAUGGUUGUCUUUUUACACGUUAAUUCAAUAAGCAUGGAAGAUAAAACACCGAUUUUUGCAGCAUUGAAAAAGAAUGAUAUGCAUUUAAGAACUUAUGGUAAAAAAAUUGUCAGCAUGGCCACCAAAGGAACUCGUUAUGAUGUUGUUAAUCAAUUGUUUACCUCUCAUCAAAAUGUUAUAUUUGGUCAACCUGAAAAUGCAGCAAAAAUGUUUAAAAUACUUCGGAAGACUCCUCAAUUAGUUGUUAUGGGUGGUAUUAUCCAAGAUAAGUUAUUAUCAAAGAAUGAUUUGGUGGAAUACAGUAAAUUGCCUAGCUUGGAUGUAGUAAGGAGUCAGCUUUGCUCAGUAUUGCAAAGUGCAGGAUCAUGUCUGGUAGGACAACUCAAUCAGAAUCAACAGAUGCUUGUAUCUCAUCUCGAGAAACACAUAGAAAUACAGAAUAAGCCCACAGACAAUGCAAACACAAGUACAGAGAGUGAAUCUUAAAAUUAUGAUAGUAAUAUUUUACUCUUUGUAUGAAUUCAACAAAAUAAAUAUAAUAUAAUGUAGUUGAUAAAAAUAAAAUGAUUUCG